This is a messenger RNA of Vigna umbellata (rice bean), 408 nucleotides long. The record is from RefSeq and is a predicted model, not a curated record. NCBI's taxonomy places the organism in Eukaryota, Viridiplantae, Streptophyta, Magnoliopsida, Fabales, Fabaceae.
AUAAUUUAGGUUCUUAGUAUCGUAAGAAGCAUAUGCUAAUUCUGCUGCAUGUUUUUGCAGGGUGCCUUUGGAAAAAAUGCGCUAGUUGGCUUUGGUUUAACCACUUAUACAUUGCUUGGACUAGGAGUGCUUGGUGGACCUCUUUCACUUCCUUGGGGGCUUUAUGUUUUGUUAUGUCAGAGGGCACCGGAGAAACCAUGUUUGAAUGAUGUGACAGAAGCUGGAACAUGGAGAAAGGCACUUGUAGCAGUUGCUAUUUUUCUUGUGUCUUGACUCUUGUUCCUGUUGGAGAUGAGCUUGCAGAAGAACUCGGUAUAGGUCUUGUAACUGCAUUUUGAUGCUUAGGCUACACUAAGGCCAUUUUUAAUUAAAAGAGUAGUGAAAAUAUAUAGGUAUAUUAUUACCAAA